This is a messenger RNA of Myzus persicae (green peach aphid), 2444 nucleotides long. RefSeq lists its product as uncharacterized. Lineage: Eukaryota; Metazoa; Arthropoda; Insecta; Hemiptera; Aphididae. The transcript has 5 exons. Bases 315 to 983 code for a protein of 222 amino acids. The record is from RefSeq and is a predicted model, not a curated record.
GCGGCGGCGGCGGCGACCUAUUGCCAUUCCUGCCGGUCGGGCGACGUAACGCGUAUCGCACCGCACUUGUACGCGCAGACCGCGAGGCGAGUACACAGACGCGCACGUGAUCGGUUUUUUUGUUUUCGAAAAAUCAAAUUUCGAACGUUACUCACCCGCACCGCCAGAGCCGAGAGACUCGAUCGGAGGACUCGUACUCACGCGAGCGCGUCUGUCCGAUAACUGCAGUCACUAUUACUCAUCGCUGCAGAAGUGGUGCCCGUGGGAUUUAUCGUCGUUUCGGACAUUUUUUCAACCGUCAAAUUUGAACCACCAUGAUUAGAACCAUGGUUCUGAUCAGUUUCGUCGCUCUUGGAUUGUCCUGCGGUCUGGCGUCGGCGGCCCCUUACAACAUACGAAACUUAAACGACGCCGUGUUCUCCAACCCACUGGGGACGAAACAGUGUACAGUUUCAGGAGUGCUUUAUAAUCACAGUCAAAAGAUACUGUUUACCGACCACUGUAAGGCAUGCAUUUGCAUCGACGGGCAGAUAUUUUGCUAUUGGCAAUGCGACGACACAGCUCCUGCAGACACAAUGGACGAAGAGAUCGACGACGAACCGCAAUCCACGUCCACGACAAACAUAAUUUCCACUACCUUCGAAACCGACGUGAGUUCGAAAUCAACAAACAUUGUACCGCACUCGAGCCCCUCUGACGUUUUGCUGACAACCACCGUGACACCCAACGAUGACGCCGAGCCGUUUUGCCUCGUUAUGGGUGUCAGAUAUAAGCCAGGCAGCGUUUUGCCGAGGGACGCGGGGUCCUGUCUGGAAUGUCAGUGCGGCCAAAACUCGCAGAUCGCGUGCAGCCCGAAGGACUGCAUAACGUUGAAUUCGUUGAACGACGAGGACACUUCCGAACCGGAUUUCUACGGCAACAGCAACGGCGAACAGGGCAACGGAAAUUUCAACAUGGACAUGUUUGCCGUCAACGUCGUUUGAUGGAAAUCGUCGAUGGAGCGAGAGAGAGAGAGAAAGAGAGAAAAUUAUUGAUAUUAAACGAUGCGUCUUUUACGAUUAAUACCUACAUGCGAUUUGUCUUACAAAUAACAGCUAUAAUAAUAUAUCAUUAUACUAACACAUUGUAAUUCCCGCCAAAAUGUCUACAAUAAAUAAUGAUAAAAUGCCCUUAUUAAUACUCAAACUGCAGUAACGGUUUUUCGUCUUGGUGCUUUCGAUUUGAGUUUACACAUACAUUCACGUAGUUUUUUAUUUUAAUUAUUAUUUCAUUUUUAACAGUGCAUUUUUAAAUUUUUAACAGUCAUUUUUAAUCAUCUAUACAGAGUACCUAAGAAGUAAGAAAUCCCCAUCAAAUAAAAAUACGAGCUGUGACCAUUUAAAGAUAAAAUGUCCCUUGCCCAUAGACAUUAAGUGUUUCCCUGUCGAAAUUCGUGGUUAAUGCCCAAUAACGGAAAUAAAGUUCAAUUCAAAUUUCAUUCGAAAUUUCAAACCCAAUAACCACAAACAAUGCUUGCCAGCGUCUUGCUGCUUUUUUCAAUAAAAUAUAUAAUAAUACUCUUGUAUAUUAAACAUAAUACAAUAGUGUCAUAAUAUACGCACUAUCAUUUCCUAUUAUAGUGAGUGGUAUAUCGCGUAACAGGUACAUUGAAUAGUUGAAGAUCGGUAAUAAUGAUCGACUGCAACCUAUAUCAUAAACCUUGCAAAAUUCGAAAAAUCGUCUAAACCCUAUGUUGUUGGCGGUGUUAUAUUAUAUAUUUUUUUUACGCAUUCAUGAAAACAACGACAAAUAUUUGAAACCGAUAAAAAUAUACCAUUGCGAUGUGUAUGAAAGAUAGACCAAGUCGCUUAGGAUAUCGCGGUAAUCUGGUUCAGACAUAUUAGAUAUAAUUUUUACUAUUUCUUAGAUAUUAUUUGAUAAUAGUAAUAUAAUACCUGUACAAUAAUUGUACACAUUGUAUCAAUAAGUAAUAUAUAUUCUAGUGUGCGUUGUUUCGUUGCCCAUAUCAUAAUAUCAUAUUGAAUUUAAACGAAAUUCAAGCUGAAAGAGAGCUUAAUACCUAUAUAAUAAUAUGCUGGGUAUAGUUCCGCAGGGAGGUGCAUAAAACAUUAGAGAUCCGUUCUCUGGACCAGUCAUUUUUCGGAACAUUAGUUAUUAUCUUUAUUAUUCAGUUUUAUAGCGGUUCUUUUGUUUUAUUUUUCUUAGUUUUAAAAGUUGAUAUCGUUCUCGCAUAUUUUAACUGUACAUACAUGUAAUGUUCGACGUACUGACUUUUCGGUAUUAGCCCUCCGUUCAAUAAUCCGUAUUAUAUAGGUGCCAUAUUAUCAAAUUGUACAUUUUGUCUUGAGCGAACUGGUCUUUCUACCACAAACUGUUUUUCAUUACAACGCAAUAACUUAUCUCAACCAUACCAACAGACCAAAAUAUUAAUAUAUUAUGAUAAA